Hydra vulgaris (swiftwater hydra) is the source of this 750-nucleotide messenger RNA. RefSeq lists its product as uncharacterized. The record is from RefSeq and is a predicted model, not a curated record. Gene Ontology annotation, biological process: actin filament depolymerization; actin filament severing. Gene Ontology annotation, cellular component: actin cortical patch; actin cytoskeleton; cytoplasm. Gene Ontology annotation, molecular function: actin filament binding. NCBI's taxonomy places the organism in Eukaryota, Metazoa, Cnidaria, Hydrozoa, Anthoathecata, Hydridae.
UCUUCCGCCCUAAUGCAUUGAUCGGAGACGCUUUGGGUCGACAUCGAGAUCUAAGACCACUGUCCUUUUCUUUCGAGAACAGGUUUCCGAUAUAUUAAAAAAAUAUAUAUGAUCUUGCAUUAUCUACAAAAAGUACCAUUUAAAUAGUAGUUUAUUUAAUAAUUGUAGGUAUUAUUUACACACGAACAUCUGCAGUUGCCCAUCAAUAUGACUUCAUCUGGAUUUACAAUUCAUCCUGAAUGUUGUGAAGUUUUUAAUCAAUUUAAAUCAAACUGUAAUAAACCAACUCAUGAUUUCUUAGUAAUGAAACCAGACAAAGAUAAAGUUGUUCUAGAUUUAUGCCCUCCUCUUGGAGAAAGUGCCACUCUGGAAAAGUACAAAAAUAGAGAGAAUCCAGCUUAUGAUAGAAUGGUUGAUUACCUGGUGGAGCAUAAAUGUCGAUAUGCUUUUUAUAUAUUUGAUGUUAACACUGCAGACGGGCGGCGUACAAAAGUUGUUUUUUUUACUUAUGCUGAUGACAAUGCAAAGGCUCAGGAAAAAAUGAUAAUGACCACAAGUAAAACUGCUGUUGAAAAAGGGUGUCCUGGUUUUGCUGUUAAAAUUCAGGCUAAUGAUCGCGAUGAUUUAUCAUACAAAACUGUACUUGAAGCUGUUUUAACUUCAAAAUAACUCUGUUGAGUGAUGAUAUGUGAAUUUACGUAGGAUACAUUUUAAAACAGUUUUAAAUAUAUAUUUAAGUUGUUUUUUUAA